This is a messenger RNA of Melampsora larici-populina 98AG31, 660 nucleotides long. RefSeq lists its product as uncharacterized. The transcript is spliced from 2 exons. NCBI's taxonomy places the organism in Eukaryota, Fungi, Basidiomycota, Pucciniomycetes, Pucciniales, Melampsoraceae. Bases 1 to 660 code for a protein of 219 amino acids. The record is from RefSeq and is a predicted model, not a curated record.
AUGUCGCAAUCACCGAAACCUAGCGUGACUUACUCAAAACUUUUACAUCUCAUACAAAGCCUCCAAAGCCAAAUGGACCAGAUACCCACACCCCCAGGCCUUCAAGCCCGCCUCUUACCUGCCUCUAUCCUCAACCUGUGCGCGGCAGAGGCAAUGAUGUUAGAUAUUGAGAAACACGAUGAUUGGGAAAAGAACUACAUUUCCUUAUGGCAUAGCUUGAUCAACAACAACGGCUUAGUUCUCGAUCGUCUUAACACGCUAUCCGAAACCUUUCAUCUAGAACUAUCUAUAAUUCAUUAUCUUCCGCCUGCUGGGUCAACAGAAUGGUGGGCUCUCUACACCUUCGUACGUCUGAUGACUGAAUGUUCACAUAUAGUUGAAUCUAAGCCAGACUCAGGCGAAGAGGAACAGAGGGAGUGUCCAAUUUGUUAUGAGGCGUUCAUAACCGGAUGCGCCUUGGAUGAGAGCCUACGACGAAGCGCCGUUUGUACCAUUCAUACCCAAGUUGUGAUGCCAGAAAGGUCCACAGCCUUGAAAAUGUACAAAGUCCCUGCAUACCUUUUGUUUCAGAUGACAGGAAAAUUGCCCUUGUUCCUAGAGCCUGUGGAGGUAAAUACACAAAAUUCCAUUUUCCGUAAAGGGGAUGACUGUGACAGCUAG